AUGUCAGCCUACGAAACGGUGCUCUUUGUAGCACGCGAGUCUUUCGUCUAUCGCGUACCCCCCCGCUCCUCAACCGCGGGCUACAAGGCCGCCGAAUGGGGCGACAUGGAGGCCUUUCUCUGGAAAGGUCGUCUGCGAAUCAUGGAAACUUCCAACUGCAACACUUGCUCGAUUCGCUUGGAAGACGCCAACACUGGUGAACUCUUUGCUGAAUGUCCAUACGACGUAACAGGCACUUCGGUCGAACCAGUGCUCGACUCCAGUCGAUACUUUGUCUUACGAGUCGAAUCAGAAGGUCCGCAUGGGAAGAAGAAGAAGGCGUACAUAGGCAUGGGCUUUCAGGAUAGAAGCGAUAGCUUCGACUUCAAUGUUGCACUUCAAGACUGGACAAAACGACAAAAAGCAGCCGCCAAUCGAGCUGCCAACCCAACAGCAGACGACAACGAGGGCUCCCUCAUCCAUGACGGGCCUUCUCCACAUCUCCCGACAGGCCCAAAGAAGGAUUUCAGCUUGAAAGAAGGCGAAACCUUCGCAAUCAAGCUUCCAGGUGGAGGUCGAAAGAUCACGUCAACAUCAUCUUCUUCCAGCUCAUCAGGGCUCGGCGGCGGAUUCGGAGGCGGACCACUGCUGCCUCCACCUCCAAGCAAGAAGAGGUGA
Molecule: messenger RNA, 657 nt
Organism: Ustilago hordei
Lineage: Eukaryota; Fungi; Basidiomycota; Ustilaginomycetes; Ustilaginales; Ustilaginaceae
Exons: 3
Coding region: 1-657 (218 amino acids)
Biological process (GO): endocytosis
Cellular component (GO): membrane; clathrin vesicle coat
Source: RefSeq, a predicted model, not a curated record